This is a messenger RNA of Diatraea saccharalis (sugarcane borer), 857 nucleotides long. The record is from the annotation of a GenBank genome assembly. Lineage: Eukaryota; Metazoa; Arthropoda; Insecta; Lepidoptera; Crambidae.
AUAUGUAUACCUUUAAUUACAAUAAUCUCGCCAAGACAAUCAAAAAUAAACUAAUUAAGAUCUAAUCGGUAAGAUAUCUUUAUUUAAUAUAUUUUUCAUUUGUAAUUCGUCGCAAAAUUGUUUUUAGUGGUCGUCCAUAAUGGCAGCGAUAUUAGCUUUCGUUUUAUUAGUCAGUGUUUUAUCCGUAUCAGCGUUCCUGUCAGCUGAAAAUGUGAAUAUCAUCGUUGUGGAUUGGAGUACAGGCGCAGGCGCUAUCAAUUAUUAUACGGCUGUCGCCAAUACCCUUACUGCUGCUCAAAGCAUCGCUCGUUUCAUAAACUGGCUGAAUGAGAUGACAGGUGCUUCACCUACGCACUAUCACGUGAUCGGCCACAGUCUCGGUGGUCACCAGGCUGGCAUGAUCGGACGUUACGUGAACGGAAAGAUCGCGUAUAUAACUGCACUAGAAGCAGCAUUGCCCGGUUUCGUAAAUAAUGCAGACCGAUUCCGACCUGACGAUGGUGCUUACACAGAAGUUAUUCAUACCAACUCCGGUGUAUUUGGCUUCUCUACUACACUGGGACAUGUGGACUUCUAUCCAAAUGGUGGUUCCAAUAUGCCUGGGUGUAAUAGCAGCGAAUGCGACCACGCAAGGUCUUAUUUCUACAUGGCCGAGUCCUUAAUCACUGGAGGAUUUACCGGCCGUAGAUGUGGCUCAUUCCUUUUGGCUACUACUGGAAACUGCUUUUUACCAGGAACUCUCAGAAUGGGUGGUUUAGUUCCGAAAACUGGGUAAGAUUUUGUUUAACUUUAAAACCUAAGACUGUUCUAAGUUCCAGACACAUGCACGAGUAAUCAUAUCGUUCAACUUUGUAUAU